Messenger RNA from Parus major (Great Tit), 3631 nucleotides. It is a transcript of the gene CCDC28A, whose product is annotated as coiled-coil domain containing 28A. The transcript has 6 exons. Lineage: Eukaryota; Metazoa; Chordata; Aves; Passeriformes; Paridae. Bases 137 to 691 code for a protein of 184 amino acids. The record is from RefSeq and is a predicted model, not a curated record.
AGCCGGGCCGCCCCGCCGUCACGUGACCCGCGCGCCGGGACGAGCCGGCCGCUUCCGUGGGGGUCCGCGCGCGCGCUCCGGGGGCGGGGCUUCCCUCAGGACAAGACAUUAGUCUAGAUGUAGUAAAUUGGAAGAAAUGGAAGAAAGGAAGAUCAAGAGGAGGAGCCCCAAAUCAUCUUCCAGUCACUCUACUCAGGUUGCUAACUCCAAGAAAAGCUCAGUGCCAGUCAGUAAAAGUACAGCCUUUUCCAACCCUGCCCCACAGCCUGCCGUGCAAAAACCAAAGUUAAAACGUGUGAUCAAAGAGAAAGCCAAACCCCCAGGAGGUGAAGCAAAAGGGGCACAGGCAGCACCAAUCCAGCAUUCUUUUCUCACAGAUGUAUCAGAUGUCCAGGAAAUGGAAAGGGGACUUCUGAGUCUCUUGAAUGAUUUCCACUCUGGCAAACUUCAAGCAUUUGGAAAUGAAUGUUCCAUUGAGCAGAUGGAGCACGUGCGGAGUAUGCAGGAGAAACUUGCUCGCCUCAAUCUGGAGCUCUAUGGGGAGAUGGAAGAACUCCCUGAAGACAAAAGAAAACUAGCCAGUGAUUCCAACCUGGAUAGACUGCUGUCAGAUCUAGAAGAACUAAAUUCAUCUAUCCAAAAACUACAUUUAGCAGAUGCUCAAGAUAUUCCAAAUGGUACUACAGGCUGACAGAGAACAUCUUUGUCAAUCUGGAUUCUCCCAGAUUUGCUUUUGUUUUUCCAGACAAUGGAAUCAAGAAGAGUUGUGACUUUGUGUUGUUUGUUUUUAAUUUUACACAUCAAAGAAUCAAAGUGCAAAUCCAGGUGUUUAUUUUGCACAUUCCUUUGGGCACUGCAUUAUGUCAGGGCACAGUACCUAGAGUUGUAAUUAAUUGUGAUGCCAUGCUUUCUAUUAUUGCCUUACUUAACAGAAAAAUUGGAGAAACUUGGAAAUAUAUUUCUUCUGCUUAGCGUUCAUAUGGUUGCAAAUAGUGUAUGUAUAUAAGUUCAUUGGCAUUUCUCCAGUUUUUGUGAAGAUAGUGAUAAUGUUGCCUUUCUGAUUAUUACAUAGACAAUCUGCUCACUUUAGUGUUUUGUUGAUUGGUGAUGCCACAGAUUAAUUUACUGUUAAUAAAAUGAAGUUUUAAAUACAUGUUUCAUUUGCAGAAGCUGCUAUUGGUUUGGCUGUGUUAGGAAGACAAGUUUUAGCACUGUCCAAAUGUUUGCAGAGUUUACAUUUUUCCAUUACUAUGCAUAGUAAUAAAACGUCACCAGAUUAAAACUGCCAUGUUAGCAGUCCACAUAAAUUAAGUAUUGUGAAAUUCCAAAAUUGGGUAGUUACUGUUCAAUAAAUCCAGCAUAUUCAAUUUUGUAGUUACUCUGAUGUUGCUAUUAAUUGGUAUCAUCUUUCUAUGCACAGUCAGAGAAAAAAGUCUGUAUUAGUUUAGUGUAAAAUCAGGCUGGUUUUAGAUCCAAAAUUUCUAUCUUGGUCCAUCAAACCAUGCCUUUGGUUCUAGAUUUAUUUUAUAUCCAGAUUUUAGGUAACACAUUCAGAUUCCACAGAUUUUACACUUACUGAACAAGGAGUGGAAUCUUUAUCCUUCUAUGUGAGCGCAAAGCUUUUCAUCAGCCCAGAGUGGGUGUGUGGCCAGGGAACAGAAGCUUCCUUUUGUCUGGCAUCUUUGGAGGAGCAGCUUCUUCAGCCAUAAGAUGUAGUUUUGGAUUGUGCAGCAUGCUGGGGACAGAAGGAUCAUUUAAUCAGCACUGAGUGCUCUGGCUUGCAGAUUCAGCCUCAAAUUCCCUGCCUCACCCAUCAUGUAAAUCUCCAUGAUUUACAAAGCAGCAGGGAUCCCAGUGGUUGUCCCCUCAGGUUGUUCCUGUUCUUUAUACAAUUUAUCUCCUUUGUUGCCAAGAUUCUCUAGGAGUUUGCAUGCUGGUAAAGGUACCUUGGAGUUUCUGCCUGUAGCUGGGUACAUACCUGUGAGCUGAAGUCAGCUGAAGAGAACUAGAAUAUGACAAGCUUCUCACAAAGUGAAGCCAAGGGUGGUGUUUGUUCUCCUUAUACACACCUCUGACCAAUAAUUGAGCAAUUAUCACAGAACCUUCUCACAUCAGCACUAUGCACUUGUUUCUGGGCAGACUUCUGAACAACAAGUAAAAAUGCAGUAUCUUUUAGCUUUGUGCCUCAUACCAGGUGUGGCAAAAAGAGCUGCAGUUACAAACAAAGUUGUAUUCUUGCAGCUCAUUUGGAUGCUGGAGCAGAGCUCUCUGCUUACUAGCAGCUUAUUGCCAGCAAGUGCAGUGUAUCACAGCAUGGUAAUGCACACUCGUCCCAAAGCACACUUUUAAUAUCAGAGUUCAAAUAUUCUGUAUUAGAGGCAGAUCUUUCCCAUUUCUGGGCUCUUGACAUCAACCUGCUUAGGCUUACUAUUUCAAACACAUUUCAAAUCACUUAGAAAUGUGUUGGAUGUCUUGAUCUCAUUUCUGUAGCAAUUUAUGCAAAGACAUAACGUCUAAUUUCAGAUACAGACAUAGUAAUAAGAACAUACCUUUCUCAAGCAGCUGUUUAGAAUUAUACAAAAAUUAGCCCCUUUUCCUUCAAUUGCUUUAAACCCAUGGGCAAUUACAAGUCACAAAGAAUGCAUUAAUUGUAAAUAAUUGAGAAAUUAAGGAAUUCUUUUUCCCUUACCUCCUCCUGGAUACAACUUUGUGUCUUUGAUACAGUCCAUUAAUGGCAGGUGUUUAUUAACUUCUGGAUUCAUACAAGAAAAUUUUGUAGCAAGACUUUUGAGAUACUGAACUCUUUUAUGUGGUAAUGAACUAAUCACAGUUCUAGGCUCCUGCAGGGAAAGAAGAAAAAUCUACAGUAAUGUAUUUGUGGAAAGUCUUUUGUAAUUAUAAAAGUAUGUAAGUGGCUGCAGAAAAUGAGCUCCUUUUCUGUUGUUUCCUGAAGAGCUGUUUAUGGAGAUUGAAGUGUAUUAAAAGUUUAAUAUAUUUACCAGUGUGAGUUUAGGCCAGUGUUGUUGUUUAAAAACUCAGACUGAUAAAUGGGUCUUGGUGUUUGGAAGAAGGUGCUCUUUGCUGCAUCGCUGUGGGGAAUCUGGGACACAGCUUACAUUUUCCUCUAUGCUUCCAGUUCAAGGCAACAACACUGGAAUAAACAGAUGGGCUGAGUGUGUUAAUAUAUGGCUUAAUGCCUGGUGUCACUGCCGAAAUUUUGGGGUUUUGACAAUGCAGUGGCCUAUGCAGCACCAGCCUGCUGGCAUCAGAUGGGAUUCAUCCUUCUCAGUGAGGGAGGAGUGUCUUUGCUCAGGAAGGAGCAGGGCUCACUGGCAGAGCUUUACAGUAGAUGGGAUGGGAGAUUGGGACAGUACCAGGCUUGUCCCUGGCAAGAUGUGGCAUGAGAUGCAAAGGUCCUUUGCCACUCCCAGCUGUGCUGGCCACACUGGAGCACACCUGCAGUCCCAGGGACUCAUCUGGUAGCAGAAGCCAACAGGAAGACCCAAGGAGGAAACAUGUCAAAGAAAAUAAGGAGUGCUCCUUUGUGAAGGAUUCAUUCUGCAAUGAGACUAAACAUUAUAGAUUUCUGAAUCAGCACCAAACUUUGCUGAAAUAAAGCUUUACAAAGAGA